AUGGGUGGUGGAGACUUGAACAUGAAGAAGUCUUGGCACCCGCUCCUGCUUAAGAAUCAGGAGCGGGUCUGGCUCGAGGAGAAGAAGGCUCUCGAGGAAAAGAAGAAACUUGACCAGCUGCGCAAAGAGAAGGAGGAGGAGAGGCAGCUGCAGGAACUUCAACGUUUACAAGAAGAGCAAACGGGAAAGAGAAAGACUGAGAAGCUAGAAUGGAUGUAUGCGACACCUGCGACUGGGAGUAAUCAGAACGCAAACGAUUUGGAGGACUACCUGCUGGGUAAAAAGCGGGUUGACAAGAUCUUGACUGCCGAUGAGAACGCGCAGCUUGGCGCCUCUCACAAGAACUUCAUCGCCAUUCAGAAUGCUAACAAUGCUAGAGACAUUGCCGCAAAGAUUCGUGAAGACCCGUUGCUCGCUAUCAAGCAGCAAGAACAGGCUGCAUACCAGGCACUCAUGUCUAACCCCCUCCGUCUUCGUGAAAUGCAGGAACGGAAUGAGAAGAAGCGAGAGAAGAAGGAAAAGAAAGAACGGCAUGCCAGGGCACGAUUGGACCGCUCAAGGUCAAGAAGUCCUGCAGCGGAAUACAAGAUAAAUGAUCAGGGUCGUGACUCUCUUGACGACGGCGUCCGGACUUGGCCCCGCUCGGACGAAUCAGACGAUAAUGGCUAUGGACGUCGCAGAAGCAUCGAGCGUAGUGGCAGACGCGCGGAAGAUGAUAGGAAACGGAGACGCAGUCCUAGUCCCCCUCAUCUCCUCCAAGAUCUGAUUCCCGGCCCGGAUCCUUCCAUCAAGAAGCAGCCAUCCAAUGCUGCGGAAGACCGUGCCGCAAAACUGGCUGCCAUGCAGUCGGGUGCCGCAACCAUGGAGGUAGAGCGGCAGCAGCGGCUUAUGGCACUGCUUGAGAAAGAGAAGGCUGACAUGGAAGCGGAAGAGCAAGCCCGCGCAAAGUCAAAGGGCAUGGAACAGAAGAAGGUCUUUGGCGGCGUGGGUGGUUUAGAAGACAGGCUCAAGCGGGGAAGAGGUGGCCUGGUUGCCGAUGCGGACUGA
Molecule: messenger RNA, 1047 nt
Organism: Suillus subalutaceus
Lineage: Eukaryota; Fungi; Basidiomycota; Agaricomycetes; Boletales; Suillaceae
Product: Pre-mRNA splicing factor-domain-containing protein
Exons: 7
Coding region: 1-1047 (348 amino acids)
Biological process (GO): mRNA splicing, via spliceosome
Cellular component (GO): U2-type spliceosomal complex
Source: RefSeq, a predicted model, not a curated record